Molecule: messenger RNA, 393 nt
Organism: Eruca vesicaria subsp. sativa (arugula)
Lineage: Eukaryota; Viridiplantae; Streptophyta; Magnoliopsida; Brassicales; Brassicaceae
Source: the annotation of a GenBank genome assembly
AUGAACAUCAUCUCUGGCUCCUACGAGAGAUUCAUCUGUGGCUUCAAGCUCAAACCCAAAAAACACGACUCUGAAACCCAACCCUCACCCCUCUCUUCUCAUACCUUUCCCACAUCUCCUCCAUCACCACCGUCGCUUGCGCCGGCCCCACCGCCGCUUCUAGUGGCUCCAACGACACAAACCACCUCUACGACCUCCCUUCCGGGUCCUCCCUCGGUUCCCUCCUCGACUAUAACCACACCGCCUCAAUCACCGCCCUCUCCUUCUACACCCCCUCCUCACUCUCCUUCCCUUGCAACCUCAUCUCCGCCGCCAGUGACGGCUCCGUCGCUAUCUUCGACACCAACCCUUUUUUCCUCCUCAAGUCUUUUCGUCUUCAGAAGAAGGCCGUGA